Messenger RNA from Hyaena hyaena (striped hyena), 2021 nucleotides. RefSeq names its product cytochrome P450 2C21-like. Gene Ontology annotation, biological process: xenobiotic metabolic process. NCBI's taxonomy places the organism in Eukaryota, Metazoa, Chordata, Mammalia, Carnivora, Hyaenidae. Gene Ontology annotation, molecular function: iron ion binding; heme binding; oxidoreductase activity, acting on paired donors, with incorporation or reduction of molecular oxygen, reduced flavin or flavoprotein as one donor, and incorporation of one atom of oxygen. The record is from RefSeq and is a predicted model, not a curated record. Gene Ontology annotation, cellular component: cytoplasm; intracellular membrane-bounded organelle.
CACAAAGCACAACAAUGGAUUUCUUCGUAGUUCUGGUGAUUUGUCUUUCUUGUUUGAUUCCUUUUUUUCUUUGGAAUCGAAACCAUGCCAAAGAGAAGCUACCACCUGGCCCCACUCCUCUGCCAAUCAUUGGAAAUGUUCUACAGAUAAAUGUUAGUAAUGUCAGCAAAUCCAUAAGCAAGCUAGCAGAGAGUUAUGGUCCUGUGUUCACGUAUUUUGGCAACAAGCGCACUGUGGUGGUAUAUGGAUAUGAAGCAGUGAAGGAAGCUCUCAUUGAUCAGAGUGAGGCGUUUUCUGGCAGAGGCCCUUUCCCAGUGUUGGACAGAGCCAUCCAAGGAUUAGGAGUUGUUUUCAGCAAUGGAGAACAAUGGUAGCAAGUCCGGCGUUUCACCCUCAUGGUUUUGCGGAAUCUGGGGAUGGGGAAGAAGACUAUUGAAGACAGAAUUCAAGAGGAAGCCUUGUAUCUGGUGGAAGCAUUAAAAAAAACCAAUGCAUCUCCCUGUGAUCCUACUUUCCUUCUGGGCUAUGCUCCCUGCAAUGUGAUCUGCUCUAUUAUUUUUCAAAAUCGUUUUGAGUAUGAUGAUGAGAAAUUUUCAAUCUUGAUAAAGUAUUUUCAUGAAAACUUCCUAAUUUCAAGCACUUCCUGGAUACAGUUAUGUUCUACUUUCCCUCUUUUAUUACACUUUCCAGGAACUCAUAAUGUGUUACUUAAAAACACUGCUCACCAAUAUAAAUUUAUUGUGGAAAAAAUAAAAGAACACCAAGAAUCCCUGGACUUCAGUAACCCUCGAGACUUUAUUGACUACUUCCUGAUCAAAAUGGAAAAGGAAAAACACAAUGAACACUCGGAAUUUACCAUGGAAAACUUGAUCAUUACUGUCUUGGAUGUGAUUAGUGCAGGAACAGAGACAACGAGCACCACCCUGAGAUAUGGACUCCUGCUCCUCCUGAAGCACCCAGAGGCCACAGCUAAAGUCUAGGAAGAGAUUGACCGUGUGGUUGGCAGACACUGGAGCCCUUGCAUGCAGGACAGGAGUCGCAUGCCCUACACAGAUGCUGUGGUACAUGAGAUCCAGAGAUUCAUUGACCUCGUCCCCAACAAUCUGCUCCAUGCAGUGACUAAGGACACUAAGUUCAGAGGAUACCUUAUUCCCAAGGGCACAACCAUAUUAACAUCUCUGACUUCUGUCCUGCAUGAUGACAAAGAGUUUCCCAACCCAGAUCAGUUUGAUCCCAGCCACUUCCUGGAUGAAAGUGGCAACUUUAAGAAGAGUGACUACUUCCUGGCUUUUUCAGCAGGAAAAAGAGCUUGUGUUGGAGAAGGCCUGGCCCGCAUGGAGCUGUUUUUACUACUGACCAACAUUUUACAACAUUUUACAUUGAAAUCUCUGGUUGAUCCAAAGGACAUUGACACUGCCCCAGUUGUCAAUGGGUUGGGUGCCCCACCAACUGCAUAUGAGCUGUGUUUCAUUCCAGUCUGAAGAAAGGGCAGGCUGCCAGAUUGCCGAGCGAUGCUCUCUGGGCUCAUCUGCACAAGCCAGAUGCUUUCUGUCCUGUGUGUUAGCUGUUGUUCACCUCCAGGAAUGACAUUCCUGACCCCAUCUCUUCUAAUUUUCCUCAUCCUUUAAGAUUCAGUUCAGAUUUUCCCACAUGGAACAAAAACUCUGUUAACAGUUUCUUACAAAAUUCUUUUUGUAAUACAACGCUGAGAUCUUAAGCUGUAGCUCAUCUGCAGUGUAUAUCAAAUGUAAGAGACCUUAUUAAUGUCAUAUUUUCUUCUGUUAAAAAUUAUCCUGUGAGUUAAAAAUGUUUUUCAAAUAUAUAAAAUUUACUUACCUCUUACUCCAGUUAGUUCUCCAGGGGAAUAUGCUCUUGAUAGUUUGGUAUGUACAAUUUCUGUUUUUUUCCAAUGGUUAUUAAAACAAAAUUUCGGGGGGGGGGCAUGUGGAUGGCUUAGUUGAUUAAUGCAUCCCACUUGAUUUCAGCUCAGGCUGUGAUCUGACAGUCAUGAGAUUGAGCCC